This is a messenger RNA of Haplochromis burtoni (Burton's mouthbrooder), 2238 nucleotides long. RefSeq lists its product as uncharacterized. The transcript is spliced from 12 exons. NCBI's taxonomy places the organism in Eukaryota, Metazoa, Chordata, Actinopteri, Cichliformes, Cichlidae. The record is from RefSeq and is a predicted model, not a curated record. Gene Ontology annotation, biological process: cell surface receptor signaling pathway. The coding region runs from base 23 to 1921 and encodes 632 amino acids. Gene Ontology annotation, molecular function: transmembrane signaling receptor activity.
UCUGCAGGUCGUUCAUGCUAUCAUGGCUAGAGUCCUGCUGUUCGUUAUCCUUCUCUAUUAUUUUCAUGGAAUUAAAGCACAAGCCAGUGUUCCACCUAUACUGAGCGUGAGUCCACCUGCGAUCACAGAGACGGACUCAGUCACACUGAGCUGUCAAACUCCAUCAUCUGUUUCUGUGUCUCAGUGUGAUUUCUACACUGCAAGCCAGAAACUGUCCAAAGGUUCCUCCUGUGUGCAGACACUGACAGCGACUGAGCUACUAAAGAUCACACAGAAGAGUUUACCUGCUGCGGUUGAAGUGAGAUGUUCUUACACUGUACAAACUUAUACUUUUAAAUUUACAUCUCCUGACAGUGAGCCAUCCACCAUCAACAUAAACAACCUUCGUCCACCUAAACUGACAGUGAGCCCGCUGAUGAUCACAGAGACAGACUCAGUCACACUGAACUGUCAGAAUCCUCUUCCUGUCUCUCAGUGUUAUUUCAUCAUUUCAGGAGAUAAAACUGCCAAAACAGCUUCUUGUCUGCAGACUCUGACAGGGUCUGAAUUUCUGUCAUGGACACGUCAACGUUCACCUGUUACAGUUGAACUGACCUGUUACUAUCUUUAUAUAUAUAAAUCUCCACUGAGUAACAUGUCACCAGUCACCAUACAGAUUCCUUGGCCUGAAAUUAAUGUGCAUCCACCUCUGAUCACAGAGACGGACUCAGUCACACUGAGCUGUCAGACUCCAUCAUCUGUUUCUGUGUCUCAGUGUGAUUUCUACAUUGCAAGCCAGAAACUGUCCAAAGGUUCCUCCUGUGUGCAGACACUGACAGGGACUGAGCUGCUGAAGAUUGCACAGAACAGUUUACCUGCUGAGGUUGAAGUGAGAUGUUCUUACACUUUACAAACGUAUACUUUUAAACGUACAUCUCCUGACAGCGAGCCAUCCACCAUCAACAUAAUCGAUCUUCAUCCACCUAAACUGACAGUGAGCCCACUGAUGAUCACAGAGACAGAGUCAGUCACAGUGAACUGUCAGACUCCAUCAUCUGUUCCUGUGUCUCAGUGUUAUUUCAUCAUUUCAGGAGAUAAAACUGAUAAAGCAGCUCCUUGUCUGCAGACUCUGACAGGGUCUGAAUUUCUGUCAUGGACACGUCAAAGUUCACCUGUUACACUUGAAAUGACCUGUUAUUACCUUAAUAUACAGAAAUCUCCAGUCAGUAACAUGACACCAAUCAUCAUACAGACUCCUCGGCCUGAACUGACAGUGAAUCCAGCUGUGAUCACAGAAACAGACUCAGUCACAGUGAACUGUCAGACUCCAUCAUCUGUUUCUGUGACUCAGUGUUUUUUGUACUUCAUGAGAAGAAGAAAAUCUACAUCCAUCUCUUGUCAGCAGACACUUACAGCAACUGAGAUCAUCUUUAUGGCACAGCAGAGUUCACCUGCUGAGGUUCAAGUGGCAUGUUUUUACAUGACAGAGCGUAAAGGAGGACAAUACCAGUCUCCUCACAGCAUCAUAUCCUCCAUUAGUAUACAAUAUCUGACUACUUUGAGCACUUUCACCACAUCUGCUCCUAUUUCUAUGAAAGACCAAAGAAGAAACAGAAUUACAGGUUUUAAAAAAAGGAAUCCAUCAGACCUGAAUACUUUGAGGAUUUUCACAACAUCUACUCCUAUUUCUAUAAAAAUCCAAAGAAGAAACAGAAUUACAGAGGCAGCCUCCCCUUCUUUUGUUCCUGGGGUAACUCUCACAGCUGUGAGCAAUUUUACUGCUGGUGACACAACUCUUACAGAUCCAGCAACUGAUGAUGGAAUGACAGCAUCAAAAAUUAUAUGGAUAAUCGGAGCAGUUGUGACAGUGGAUGUCCUCCUGCUUGUACUGCCUCUUCUCCUUACGCAAACCGGCAUUGUGAAAUGUGGUUCCAAGAUUUAAGUAAUGUCAUCUCAAGUUGGCCACCAGUAGUACCAGUCUACGCCUUAUGUUCUUUCUGGCCACCACAGCCCUUGUGUUUCAAAUUAACUCAAGCAGAACUUUUCCGAUAGUGCGUAUUGACCUGACUACUAAGGUUGACCAAAAAUGGUUUUGUUGUGGCUGCUGCACUGUCUUUAAAAUGUAAACUUUUGUCUGUCAUUUUUUACUUCUAUUGGUAGCAAUAGAUAUCAGGACGAACAUUAUAUAUAUUAUAGUUAUCAUUUAUUAUUAUAUAUAAUAUCACCUAAUGCAGCGGUUCCCAAACUUUUUUUGCUAGG